AACUGUAAGAGAAGGUUCCGUGCGAGCAGCUGCGGGGAACCACGUGAGAUCGGGGCGCGUUUCCGGUGCGGGCAGGCGCAGCGGGAGUUAAAGAUCUGGCGUCUGAAGGGGACCAUGGCCAACACUGAGCGUACCUUCAUUGCCAUCAAGCCUGAUGGGGUCCAGCGGGGGCUUGUGGGAGAGAUCAUGAAGCGGUUUGAACAGAAGGGGUUCCGCCUUGUUGGUUUGAAAUUUCUGCAGGCUUCAGAGGACCUUCUCAAGGAGCACUAUGUUGACCUGAAGGACCGUCCCUUCUUUACUGGCCUGGUGAAAUACAUGCACUCAGGACCAGUGGUUGCUAUGGUCUGGGAGGGACUGAAUGUUGUGAAGACAGGCCGGGUGAUGCUUGGAGAGACUAACCCUGCAGACUCUAAGCCUGGGACCAUACGAGGAGACUUUUGCAUCCAAGUUGGCAGGAACAUCAUUCACGGCAGUGAUUCUGUGAAGAGUGCAGAAAAGGAGAUUAGCUUGUGGUUUCAGCCUGAGGAGCUGGUGGAUUACAAGAGCUGUGCGCACGACUGGAUCUACGAGUGACAGGAGGGCCCUGCCUUCCAACCUGCUUACUCUUGUCCUCACAGGCAGGGGAUCAGCAUCUCUAGAUAUUUCUGGAACUUCUUUGACCUGGAAGGAACCUCUGGGAGCUGUGACUCCCGGUGCAGUGUUAAAUGCCACUGGUAGAUUAAAGCCUUUCAUCUGUCCUUUUGUAUUGCUGUAUCGCUCUGCACUCCUUACCUCCUCUAGGCUUCUGGAUAACCUGAGUGGACAGAAUGCAAAUGUUAUGCAAAUUACUUAUUUUGGCCUCAUGUGCACACAGAUGCUUUUCAUUGUCCUUGUGGUUUGAGCCACCACCCUGGGACACACAGGCAUUUCUUUGUCUACCUCCCUUCCCAUCACCUGCAUCCUAUUCGCUCUAGACUGCAAUUUCUGAGGAGGAUGUGUGAGGUUGUUAAAACUGUUUUGGGAACAGAGAAUUCAUUAGAAAUAAAGAUGCCAAACCAA
This is a messenger RNA of Arvicanthis niloticus (Nile rat), 1038 nucleotides long. Its product is annotated as nucleoside diphosphate kinase B. NCBI's taxonomy places the organism in Eukaryota, Metazoa, Chordata, Mammalia, Rodentia, Muridae. Gene Ontology annotation, biological process: GTP biosynthetic process; UTP biosynthetic process; CTP biosynthetic process. The record is from RefSeq and is a predicted model, not a curated record. Gene Ontology annotation, molecular function: nucleoside diphosphate kinase activity.